Molecule: messenger RNA, 3049 nt
Organism: Amphimedon queenslandica
Lineage: Eukaryota; Metazoa; Porifera; Demospongiae; Haplosclerida; Niphatidae
Product: protein unc-45 homolog A-like
Exons: 2
Coding region: 22-2958 (978 amino acids)
Cellular component (GO): cytoplasm
Molecular function (GO): Hsp90 protein binding
Source: RefSeq, a predicted model, not a curated record
ACCCCUUAGAACUAAAAUUAAAUGGCGGCCAGAGCAAUCAAGGAAGAGGGAAACGAGCACUUUAAAAGAAAGGAGUAUGGAAAGGCGGCCCAAUGCUAUACUAGGGCUAUAGAAAUAUCAACUGGCGAGGGAGAGGAGUGUAAAUCAGACGACCUUCUAGUUUAUUACAAGAACAGGGCAGCCUGUUACUUGAAGCAAGAGCGUUUCUCAGAGGCCAAGUCAGAUUGUCUUUCUGCUCUUAGAAUCAACCCAAACGACCCCAAGUCACUCUACAGGUAUGCACAGGCGCUGGAAGGAACAGGAAAUGAAGCAGAGUCGCUAGUUCAACUCAAGAAGUUACUUAAAGUUGACCCAAAGAACAAGGAAGCUAACGAAAUGGCAAGAAAGUUAAUGAUAUCACUCAAAACAGCAACUGAUCGGUACCAAUCAACAGACAGUUUAGUAAACGAAAUGUUUAAGCGUUUAUCUGACUCGUCCCUCUCGUCUGAUCAGAGAACCCAAGCAGCUAAGAACCUUGCCAUUUUGAGUCGUGAAGAAGGUGGGGCGGAUCGAAUAAUACGCUCUGGAGGCGUGACCAGUCUCCUUCCACAUUUACAGGACCAAUCGUCGGAACUCGUCAAUCAUGUUUUACAAGUUUACGUUGGUCUUGUCUCUGGUAAUAAAUCCCGAUCAGAGGCUGUCUUUAAUCAGUUCUCACUUGAUAAGAUGUCAAGUCACAUAAACUCCGCCCAGCCUAACAUAGGAAUGAGUGCUGUAGCCAUAUUAAAAGAAAUGGUGUUAUCCUUGACUGCGAUACCACCAAUUGCUAAUGGAGGAAGUGUUGGAGAGAAAGAGGCGAAGAAACCAAUGGAGAAACCCAAAGAGACAAAGACAGAAAAUGUGGAGGAGGGAGAGAUGAAGAAAGAAAAUGAGAAGAUGAAUAAAGAAGCAGCUGAAUCUAUCAGUCCUUUAUCUCCUCUCGUAUUACCAAUAGUGCAACUGAUAUUCAUAUCACUAUCAAGCCACAGAGUCAGUCCAAAUACAAGAGAUGGCCUAUUGGAAUUCUUUGUUAAGACAGUCCCACAGGUGGGCAUGCCACAGCUGUACAUUGAACAAGAACUUGUAAAACACGUUUUAAAAGUGGCUGCAGAAACGUGGGAAGAGCUGAGUAAGGAAGAACUAGAAGAGGGGGAGGAGGAGGAGGAGGAUCGGUUACCUGUUAGUCCUGAGUGUCGUAUGAAUGCAUCAAUGGUUCUCUCCACGCUUCAUAAUAGCAUUCAAGGUCGUCAUGAUAAGAGGCUUAGGGAGCUCUUCAUGGAGCAGUGUCAGGGCUUCUUUAAGACCCAGAUGCUCCAGUCUGACAUCCAGUCCCAACUCGGUCUCCUCUCGUCUCUCUCCUGUCUUCUACAGGGUGUGACAAGCCUAGGGAAUGAGAUAUUCUCUGAGGAUGCUAUUCUAUCGUUAUCAAUCUUGAUGUCAGAGUCGCCCGAUCCUACCUGUCAAGUAGCAGCUGCCGAAGCGAUCACCCUCGCUGCUUCUGAUAGCACUCGUUGUCAGGGGAUCAUGAGUAAAGGUCUCCCGGCACUCAAGAAACUCUAUCAUUCCUCGGAUGACAGGAUAAAGGUCCGGGCGCUUGUUGGUUUGUGUAAGUUGGGCAGUUCCAGUGGUGGUAAUGUUAAUAAGCAGCCGUUUGCUGAGGGAGCUACUCUUAAACUGGAGAAGACUUGUAGGAGGUUCCUUGUGAGUACGAAGAAAGGAGAUAACCUAAGAAAAUGGGCCGCAGAGGGAAUAGCUUUUCUCUCGUUAGAUGCAGAAGUGAAGGAGGAGCUCGUUAAAGAUGGCCCCGCCCUAAAAGUCCUUUUUGAUCUCGUCAAGUCCUCUCCUGAUAAAUCCCUCCUUUAUGGGAUAGCAUCAAUCCUCGUCAACCUCACCAACAGCUACGAUAAACCAGAGAGAAACCCUGAACUCGAAGAACUCGGGAAAUUUGCCGGUGAAAACAUGCCUAAAGAGCACGAGUUUGAUGAACCGAAAUACGUAAAGAAGAGAAUAGAAGAGCUUUUAAAGAGUAAAGUGGUUGGAGUGUUGUCGGAAUUGACGGCAGCUACUGGCAGUUCUGCCAUUAGAGAGCAGGCCAGUCGUGUAUUCUUAGCUUUAGUUGGUGAAGUCUCUCAUCGUGGCUCUAUAGUGCAGCAAGGUGGAGUGAAAUCAUUAAUACAGCUAUCAUUGGAUAACAACACAGAUAAGGGGAAGCUAUUUGCUGCACAGUCUCUUGCUAAAAUUGGGAUCACUAGUGACCCACGUCUUGCCUUCCCUGGUCAACGGUCGCUGGAGAUUGUACGCCCACUUGUCAAGCUCCUUGGUUUUCAAAGCAGCGGCUUACAGCAGUUUGAAGGACUCAUGGCCCUCACUAAUCUAGCAUCCACUAGCGAUGAUGUGCGUGGGCGUAUUGUGAGAGAGGGGGCAAUACCGACAGCCGAGGGACUCAUGUUUGAAGAGGACGAUCUCAUACGACGUGCCGCAACUGAACUACUCUGCAAUAUGAUACAAGUUGAUGAGGUUUUUGAGCGCUUUCACGGAGAUGAUCUGGAGAGGGUCAAACUGUGGACUCUCUUUUCUGGCGAGGAAGAUCUGGCCCUAGCUCGUGCGGCCUCCGGAGGACUUGCUCAGCUCUCUCAUGACAAGAAGAUCUGUCGUAAGAUCCUUGAGGUGAAAUCUUCUAAAGACAUACUUAAGGAGCUGCUGACCAAAGGAGAAGAAGACCUUCUUUAUCGUGGCCUUUACAUACUUGCCAACCUGAUAGAGGCUGAUCAAGAGAUUGGAGAAGAAAUCAUAAUUAAAGAUGAUGCUUUCCUUGAGAUACUAAUGGCCUAUGUCCAAGGAGAUUAUAAUGAUAAGUUAAAAGCUGAGGCCAAGAGAGCUUUGAGUAAAGCAAUGGAUUAUGGUCUUAUACAGCCUAACCCUCAAUUAACUUGGGACUAAACAGAUAGCUUUUAAUGAUGACUAUUAAUUUCUCAAUUACACAAUUCCCAAUUCAUAGUUUUCUUCUAAUUAAUUUUAUUUAUAAGAUUAA